AUGCAACGAUUAGCUGCAGGUAUUACCAUUCUCUUAUUGUUUAUUCUAAGUUUUUACUCAACUGAUGCUAUUCGUUGCUAUGUAUGCAAUACGGUAGACACUAUUGGUUGUGGUACAAAAAUCAAUACAGCAAAGCUGAAUACUACUAAUACUACGUAUAUAGUUGCGAUAAAUUCAACACAAAGAUGCACAAAACAUCAGCUGAGUGAUCUAUAUAUCCGAGGAUUUGGUGAUGCAACUGCAUGUCCGCAUGAUGAGGAUACUUGUAAUAAAACUUCAAUUGCCGAUCUUACAGUAGCUGAUUGUUGUUGUAAUACAGAUUUAUGUAAUGGUGUUUCAUCGAUUCAACAUCAAUAUUCUAUUCUUAUUUCUGUUAUUACUGUAUUCAUUAUUAUUAGGAAAAUAUUUACUAUAUAA
Messenger RNA from Adineta steineri, 417 nucleotides. NCBI's taxonomy places the organism in Eukaryota, Metazoa, Rotifera, Eurotatoria, Adinetida, Adinetidae. The record is from the annotation of a GenBank genome assembly.